CUGUGUUUCGGUUCACACAACCUGCUCACACAGACAUGGAGAAGGAGGGUCGCCAGAGUUGGGACAGCCCGACGCAGUUUUUCCUGGCCUGUGUCUCGUAUGCCGUGGGUCUGGGGAACGUGUGGCGGUUUCCCUACCUGUGCCAGAUGUACGGAGGAGGGGGGUUCUUGAUCCCUUAUCUGAUCAUGUUGGCCGUGGAGGGUUUGCCCUUGUUUUACAUGGAGCUCGCCAUCGGUCAGAAGAUGCGUCUGGGAAGCAUCGGAGCAUGGAGUGCCAUCAGCCCUUAUUUAGGAGGCGUCGGUUUGGCAAGUGUGGUGACAUCUAUGUAUCUGUGUCUGUACUACAACAUCAUCAACGCCUGGAGCUUCUGGUAUUUCUUCCACUCUUUCCAGUCAGUCCUUCCCUGGUCCGACUGCCCGAUCAAUGUGAACCGCACAGGACCCGUGGAGGAGUGUUCACGGACCACUCCCACCGAGUACUUCUUCUACAGGGAGACUCUCAACAUUGCCUCUUCCAUUACUGUGAACGGCGGCGUUCACACUGGCCAGGUUCUGUGCCUGCUGCUGGCCUGGUUUCUUACCUUCUUGUUCAUAGCCAAAGGAGUCAAGUCAACUGGUAUUGUGGUUUACUUCACAGCUACGUUUCCUUAUCUGGUCCUGUUCAUCUACCUGAUCCGGGGCCUGACGCUGCAUGGCGCCUUAACCGGCGUCUCAUUUAUGUUCACACCAAAAUUGGAACACCUUGCCAACCCUGCCACUUGGAUCAACGCCGCCACCCAGAUCUUUUUCUCCACGGGUUUGGGCUUUGGCUCUCUCAUAGCUUUCUCCAGCUACAACGACUACCACAACAACUUCGAGCGACAGGCCAUCACCGUUUGCCUCAUCAACAGUGGAACCUCAAUCUUCGCCAGCAUCGUUACCUUCGCCAUCUACGGCUUCAAGGCCACCGUCAACUUCGAGAACUGCUUGGAGAACAUGAGGCUGACUCUGCUGAACGCCUUCAGCCUGCCAGAGGACGCCAUCGACAUCGACAACGUCUGGGACUGGGUCACCAAGCUCAACACCUCAUACCCUGAGCAGUUUGCUCAACUGGGGAUCAACCCUGACGACUGUAACCUGGAGCAGGAACUGAGUACUGCGGUGGAGGGGCCGGGCCUGGCCUUUAUCGUCUACAGUGAAGGCAUCAAAAACAUGCCGCUGCCCCAGAUCUGGUCUGUUCUCUAUUUCUUCAUGUUGCUGCUCCUGGGGAUGGGCAGCAUGCUGGGCAACAUCACAGCCAUUGUCACGCCACUGCGGGACUUCAAGAUCAUAGCUCGCAUUCCUUGUGAGGUAUUCAGCGGUUUGGUGUGCGUGUUCUUCCUGUGUCUCGGUUUGGGCUUCACCACCCCGUCAGGAAAUUACUGGUUCACCAUGUUCAACGACUACGGAGCGAAUUUCUCCUUGCUCUUUGUGGUUCUUUUUGAGGUCAUCAUCGUCAGCUACAUCUACGGAAUCAAAAGGUUUGAGAAAGAUAUCGAGGACAUGCUGGGCCAUCGGCCCAACUGGUACUGGAAGGUCAUGUGGGUGGUGGUCAGCCCGCUUCUACUCAUCGCCCUCUUCAUCUUCUACAUCGUCCGCUACAUCCAGGGGGGGGCAGCAACGUACCCAGCGUGGGACAUGGAGACGGGGAAGAUGGUGACAACAGAGUAUCCCAUCUUCGGUCAAGUCUUCAUCGCCUUGCUGCUUGUAUCAGCGGUCAGCUGUGUUCCCAUCAUGGCGCUGUAUGAGCUCUACAAAAGGAGGAGGGUUGGCUACCAGAAGAGGCCUCAAACGAUCAGCACCAUCUCCACAUAACUCCACGCGCUGCACAAGACCUCCUGCCAGCACCAGCUGUCAUCCCACCCGUGGAGCAAAACAGCAGCUGUGUUUAGUUGUUAUAGAGUGGAGAAAUGCCAAAAACCACGCUGGAAAGUUCGCCAUCCCAGAAAAUGAAGAGGGCUAUUUUUUCUUUGAAGGAGAUGAUAUCUGACGGGAUCAGAGUAAUCUUUACUAGUUUUACAUAUUUUACUGAUGUUUUACAGUUUCAUCAACUCUUUUGUUUUUGCUGAAAAGUAUAUGCUUUUGUAAAGAGUAGUUGCUUAGUUCCGUUCCUGAACCUGCAGCAGGUUAGAUAAUGACAAAUAUGUUGCAGAAUAUGCAACCAAAACAGUGUAUAUAUUGUAGAUACAUAGACCGUCAUUCAUUAUAGAUAUGUUCAAAUCAUUUUAACUGGACUUAAAGAAGACUCUUGUUUGGAAUGUAUUUUACCAACACUGUGUAUAUGUACUUGACAUGUGUUGAAAUGUUUGUAACUCCUGUCCUGAUGUGUGUAUUCUGUGUCUCAUCUCAGAAUGUUAACAUGUAUGGUCGAAUAUUAUUUGUUAAUCCAACAA
Messenger RNA from Synchiropus splendidus (mandarinfish), 2410 nucleotides. RefSeq names its product sodium- and chloride-dependent transporter XTRP3-like. The record is from RefSeq and is a predicted model, not a curated record. The coding region runs from base 36 to 1832 and encodes 598 amino acids. Gene Ontology annotation, molecular function: L-proline transmembrane transporter activity. Lineage: Eukaryota; Metazoa; Chordata; Actinopteri; Syngnathiformes; Callionymidae. The transcript is spliced from 11 exons. Gene Ontology annotation, cellular component: membrane. Gene Ontology annotation, biological process: sodium ion transmembrane transport.